AUUGCCCAACAGAGCACGGGAGGUGUCCGGGCUGAAGCAUCACCCUCUCCCUCCCCCCUCCCCGAGCUCCUCUCCGCCCUUCUGUCGCGGUGUCCCUGCAGGGAAGGGCUGAGCUCAGCGGGGCUCCGAAACGGGCCGGUAAGGAACGCGGGGACCGCAUCAAAACUGCGGGUCUGCUUUUGCGGAUGCGGCUUUCAUUUGAAAUUUAAAAAGAAACUUUUCGAGAUGCGACAAACCCGGUAACGUUAACCAGGGAAAACAAGCUAAAAAUCUGAAGAAUUUGCACAAGAUUUUCGUUUCUUUCUCUCACGUGCAUCUAUCGUAUUUACAGUGAACUGCACGCUCAUCGGGCGGGUAGAAACCCUUUUCCGUGUGUUUAUUUCUCACUUUCCCGUACGGCGUUUUUUUUCUCCAGCCGUUCUCCCCCCUCCGGAGGACACAGAGCAGCAACCGCAGGGCCCGGGGAGGGGGGGUGGCUGGCAGAGCCGGGAUGCUCCGCUGCGGAGUCCCCGAGCCGUCCGGAGCCGCAGCCGAGGCCGGGGUUCCCCACAGGGCUGCGCUCAGCAGGUGCGGCCCUCCGGCACGGAGCGCGUUUGCCCGGAGCCUCCGUUCUUUCUCCAGUUCAGUGGUGGGAAAAGGAAGAAACGCAAACCGAAAUGAAAACAGCAAUAAAAACGCGAGAUGGACGGAUAGCAAAAAGUGAAAGCGGGUCCGACAGCGGCAAGUUAGCGGGGUUUUCAUUCGUUUUCGUUAUUAUUUUUAAAUUGAUUAUGAGCUGGCCGUGAGCCUCGAAGGCGGGUGGGGGAUUUCGCGGGACAGCGGCAGCCCCGGCCCUCCCGUGCCUCCCCCGGGCUGCUCCGCUGCGGUGCGGUGAGCGGGGAAGCGGAGGGAGAGCGGAGCCCCCGACCGCCCGUCCCUGCACUCUCGGCAGCCGAUUUCAUGCCUCUCCGGUUGUGGGUCACGAGCCGGGCCUUGGCGGGAGCCGAGGUGACAUCGCCGGGAGACGCUGGAGCGGAGGUAGGGGUCAGGGCUCUGUAACUCGACCGGUUUCAUCCUCCCCCCUCCCCGGCUCGGCGCUGGCGGGGCUCUCCCGGGGGUGCGGGCUGCUGGGAGCCCCGGGGAGCUGGGACAGCGGGAGGGAGGUGGGAAUGCUUUUUAGGACAAGUAAUGUCCCAACACCAUCUCACGUUAAACGUGCCCCCACCCCGAGCCGCACACCCCCCCUGCAGGGCCAAAGGCAGUCCCGACCAGGGGAGGGAUGGGAGCGGGGUCUCGCUGCUCUGGAGCCCCGGAGCAGACCCACGGCGUGACAUCGCGUAAUGGAUGGGAUUCGUACAGGCAGGAGGAAGCUGCGGUUGCCCUGAGAUCCCCGCGGCGACUCCUACCCGCCCGGUACCGGCGGUCGGGGCUGUGCCCGGGCAGCCGCCGCCGUUACAGCUUUGUCCUUCACACAAACCCACAGCUCGCUGUGUCCGGAAAGAAAGAAAGAAAGAAAAAAUCCGUUUUAAAACAAUUUUGUCCAUCUACUGACACCGCUGCUGCACGCUGGCUACGGGAUUCCCAUGUCAAGCCGUUGUUGUGUUUACUAAACGUGAAAGCAACCCCCAUUUAGUUUUUCUGUCCUUAAAAGAAUUGUAUCGCGUCGUGUUCCUCUUGGAAACUUAACGAACGAGCGCUUUGGUAAUUAACUCACACCAUUCAAAAGGUUUUACUCGAGCUCAUGUAAACGGUGCGUAUCGGAGGCGGCACGGAAAAGCGAUCGCUGCGGCAGUGCUCGGGCUCUGAGACGGGAGCAAAGUCCCGAAUUCAUCUCCCAUCAGGGAGCCCGGCACAGGCAGCAAAGCUACAGGACAGGUAAAAUUUAAGCAUUUCGUUUCUCUGAGCGGCUCGCAGCCGAGGGGGAGGAAACCCACCUCCUGCGGCGCGGAGCAGCAGCCAGCCUAAUUGCCGGAUUCCAGGCACGGAGCCCAGCGAGGGCAGCAGGGAAAGCCCACAACUGCUGCUCGAGUCACCGUGCCCCGGUCACCGUCCCGAGACACCGACCGAGAUGGGAGAGCAGCCACCAGCCGUCUCCUGGGCUCUUCUCCCUAAAAAGCAAAGGGGGAUUUAAAACCGAAACAUCACGCGGUUUUAUACUGGGUUUGGCAGAAAUCGCCCCGAAAUAACGGAGAAGACCCAAGCGGGUGCUUCCCGGCCGCGCUCUGCUCUGCUCAGAAGGGCAGAAAUCUCUUUUCCAGGCGCAAUCCCCGAGGUGAGACGCUGGGGGUUGGAAGAUGCUCUCCCCGCAGGAAAUGGGCUCUGGGAACUCGCUCGGUUCCAGCAAGAAAGGCCCAAAAGAACCACAGCAAGGGAAGGAAGGAGUUGUGGCUGCAGCAGGGAGAAGCGCCUGGACAGCUCCAAAAGCGUUUUCCUCCGCAGGAACGCGGAGAGGUGAAAGCAGAGCUCCGGAGAGCUGCGGGAAUGCCGAGGUCCCACAAUGGGAACGGGGAGAUUGGCACCAGCUCGCGCAAGGAAACCCUAAUAGGCUAUUUCUGGACUACUGGCUCUUAACAAAUCUAUAGCACCUGAAGUGUUAGCACUCAAUUAGUGACAAGGUUUUAAAACCCAGCGUUUACCGGCGAGGUAUAAACAGAGUCCUCGGGAGAUAGCCGGGAAUUAGGGCGGGAGGGGGCCCGGACACCUUAGCCGGGUGGCAGUAAGAGGAAAACUUUUCCAAAAGGCCCCUUUUCUCUCUCUCUAAACAGUCCGAGGUGUCGAAAGCUCGGGGGGGGGAGGGAGGGAGGAUGUGCUCUGCGGAGCUUUUUGAGGCUUUUUUGUUUGUUUGUUUGCUUGUUUGUUUUCAGCUCUCUAAAUAUAUACGUUAAACGAAUUUCAUUUAGUAGUCCUGGAAGGAAGCGAUGGGGUGGUGUGGAAGUCAGCCCCAGUCUGAAAGGGGUUCGUGGGCGCUGGGGUCGGAUCGGGGCUGUGCGGGCAUUGAGGCGCGGCACGUCGGGCUGAACCGCCCGCAUUGGUGCUCAGAGCCCGGAGUGAACCGGAGAAGGAGGCGGGGUGCCGAGCCCCGACCCGGAAAGUCCGUGAGUUGCAGCGUGUCAGUGACUUAUUCAUCAAUCAGCCGGACACAGAGCAGACCUGGCCUCUCUUUGCUCAGUGUUUGCUUUUUCACCAAUUAUUGCGGCCCUGCAGCUCUUUUUGUUGAUACAGUAGUUCUAAAAAGUGCUAAUGUUCAUUUAUCAGGGGACCGAGCCCGGGACUCCCACUAGUUGUGAUUCUUCCAAAAAUAUAAACACGCGGAGAAGGGCUAAGGCUAAAGCCCCCAUUUGUUUCUAAACUGCGGUAUUAAAAGUGAUGCAUUGUUAAAGAUAAAGCGGAGAUAACGCUGUCUGUCUCCAAUGAAUGUCUCCCCGACGCAUUAAUGACAUUCCAAAUGAUAGCUCCGGCUUAUCGUUCAAUUAAUCACUUCCACCCUCUGCAGCCGGGACCACAUCGAUCGGGAGCGGCCGUGUGACUGCGGGCAGCCCUUCAGUGCUCCAGCAGCAGCCGUUCGCCGGCCGCUCUUCUGCCUGCGUCCCCGGGGCCGCCCCGACGGGGAUGAGCUGCGGGCCGGGACCGCUCCUCUGCGGGCUCUCCGGGUGGGCAGCGCCUUUCUCGCCGCCCUGAGAGCUCCGCCGUGCAGCGCUGUGUCUCCCGGUAGCCCCGUGCACCCGGAUUUCUCCCGUCCCGAAGGAGCUGCCCUGAAAGCGGGUGGGCCUACUGCCGUCGGGCAGGGUUUAGGGGGAGAUCGCGUUCACUUCGUUGUUUUAGUGUUUCCCUAAGCUAUCUCGAUUAGGUUGCAGAGAAAUGAAAGGGAGGCAGCGAGGUCUGAAAGGCCGCCGGGCGGUGCCCCGCUGACCCGACGCACGGGAGGCUCUGGGAAGCUGCCUCCGCCCUCCCCGGGCUUCUCACCCCUUUUCCUGCAGCCGAGAAAAGGCACUCCGAGCCGCCGGCCCCCUCGGGCCCGGUAUCCCAGGGACGUCCUCGGGGAGCGCAGCCGCACGGAGCGGCGUGGCCGCCGCCCUCCCUCAUUAAAUAGCCGUAUUUCAGGUCUCCCUGCACGCUAUUCGCUCCGACUGUCAGCGCGAGAUCCGGAUCUGCUUCACAAAGAACCGCUCCCGGAAAGGCAGCGGGAGGCUGCACGGAGAUCGCGAGCGCUAAUGCAACCCCAGCCCCAAAGCCACAGCUUCACCCGCAAAAGAACGCUUAACUCAGUGCCCCCGAGCGGGACUCGAAAGUGGAAAGGCGCAAAAUCUCUCCGGAGGAGGGGGGAAAGGCAGCAGCUCGGAGCAGAGCUGCGGACAGGUGCUCGGCUUUUCCCCGCCUCGGAGCAUCCAUCCUCAUCUACGGGAGGAGGAAGGUUUGCGGCAGGGCCCGGCUGCAGCCCGGGAACAAACCCUGCAAACCGCCCCUCAUCUACAAAACCUGCCCCCGUGUCCCGCAGCUCCGGGCACUGCGUGCCUGGGACGCCCCAACUCACCGCAACCGCGGGGUCUCUCCGCUCGCUGCCCGGCCCCAUCUCCCACCGUCUCACGGUACCGCACCGAACAAAUCGCUUAAAGAGAUUGGUUUUUUUUUUUUUCCCCUCUCACCCCUAAGCCAGAAAGCUCCGUACCGCCCCUCCUCAGCCUGAGGAUUUGCCUCUACGGUUCCCUUCGGCGACUCCGAGUGCGUGAAGUCACCGACCCGAUGCUGCUCCGGGUGUGCGGGGCUCUGCGGGCGGACAGAGAACCGAGAGCAGCAGACCGGGCCGGGAGCUGGGCUGCCCCCGGGGCUGUAUUAUCCCCAAGACCCCUCGGUGCUCCGAGCGCCAUUGGGUAGCGGCGGAGCAGCCCUCGCAGGGUUUGCUUUGGUUUGAAAAUUUCACAAACAAGGGCGGAAAAAACAACCCAUUCCUCCCCCCUCCCUCACCCGCCCGGGGCUGCUCAGGGUCGUUGUGUCGCGGGGCUUUGGAGUUGCGCUGCACCGCGGUGUAUUAAGCACGGAUUUCCCCUCGAACGCGCUCGCAGCGCGGCGAUCUCCCGUUUUGUAGUUCCUGUGAUCGGAUAUUGCAGAACACUAAAAACGAAAACUCCGCUCCUUCUUCAAGAAAAAAUGAAAUCAGCACAUAUUUGGUUGAUGGUUUCCUCCCGGCCUGUUUAUUUAAUCUGACUGUAUGAUAGAUGGCAUCAGAUAGGGGCUCUGUACACAUCAGGCCAGUCGAGAGUGUUUUUCUUUUUUCUUUUUUUUUUUUUUAAUGGAUCAACAAACUGAGCUGGGAAAGCUGGAUAAAUACAGUGCCGCCCCUUUAAAUGAGCGGGGAUGUUUUUGCGAUGUAUUACUAUAUUAGGUGACAAGGAACUUUGCAUCUCUCAUACCAUCACGGCAAUGUUGGCCAAUAGAAAGCUAAAGUCACCCAAAAACUGCCUAGUCCCUCCUUCCCGUCCCUUAUGGUCCGCUCCUACCUGCGCGCAGCACACAGGGCCGCCUCCCGCGGGAUGCUAUGUGCCCCCCCCGGCAGCCCACGCUGCAGCAGCGCUCCGGGCCGCCCGCUCCUCGCUUCCCCUUCCAUGACCCCGGGCUGCGGCCGCUGUCCCGCUUUCCUCCGCAAUGUUUCCUAGCCCUGUGACGACGACUCCCUUCUCGGUCAAGGAUAUUUUGAACCUGGAGCAGCAGCAGCAGCAGCAGGGCGGUCUGGCCCCUAUGGAGCUCUCUUCGCCCUCCUGCAUGUUGGCCACCUUCAAACAGGAGGCGUUCGGUUCCGAGCCGCCCGCCCUGCCCGAGCUCCCCGAGCCGCACCCGGCCAAACCGCCCGCCGCCUUUCCCGGCCCCUACUACGUGAAAAGCUACGGGGAGAUGGACGCGGCCAAGGAUUCCAAGGCGGACAAGAAAGAACUGUGCUCCCUACACAAGAGCCUGGAGCAGGAGAAGAGAGAGCUGGAGGAUCCCGAGCGGCCCAGACAGAGGAAGAGGAGGAAACCCCGCGUCCUCUUUUCUCAAGCCCAAGUCUACGAACUGGAGAGAAGGUUCAAGCAGCAGAAAUACCUCUCGGCUCCCGAGAGAGACCAUCUAGCGAACGUCCUAAAGCUCACCUCUACCCAGGUGAAAAUUUGGUUCCAGAAUAGAAGGUACAAAUGCAAAAGGCAGAGACAGGACCAGACCCUGGAGAUGGUGGGGAUCCCACCCCCCCGGCGGAUAGCGGUGCCGGUGCUGGUGCGGGACGGGAAGCCCUGCCUGGGGGAGUCUUCUCCCUACAGCUCGCCCUACAACGUCAGCAUUAACCCCUAUAGCUACAACGCCUACCCCGCGUACCCCAACUACAACAGCCCCGCCUGCAACGCCAACUACAAUUGCAGCUACCCGACCGUGCAGCCCGUGCAGCCCUCGGCGGCAGGCAACAACUUCAUGAACUUCAGCGUGGGGGACUUGAAUUCGGUGCAGCCGCCCAUCCCACAGGGGAACGCGGGCAUCUCCACGUUGCACGGGAUCCGAGCGUGGUAGGGCGGCCCGGGCCCGGAGCUGCGCGGGGGGGUGGAGGUCGGGACAUCGCCGGGCUGCAGGGCGAGGGCAGCUCGGUGCGGGACAGCGGGGAGCUCCCCGAGGCUCUGGGGCACGGGGUUCGGCCCGCUCAUUCCCCUCUCCUCAUCUUCCUACAGAACGGUCGGUCAUUUCGCUUGACUUGUUCCUAAACAACGGCAAGCCAAGCCCUACAACUCAUUAUUAUUAUUUUCUUUUUUCUUUCUUUCUUUCUUUCUUUUUUUUUUUUUUUAAACUCUUAUUCUAAUUAUUAUUGAGAACCACAUUUAAUUUUGCACUUCCUGUCCGGUUCCCCCCCCCUCCCAUCCAGCCCGGUCCGCCCGCCUCUCCCCGCGGUCGCUGUCCCAGCGCAGGACGGGGACGGCCCCGCCGAGCUCCGGGCGCUCCGACCCGCCCCGUCCGCUCCCCGUAGGGUUAUGCACUAAAACGUGAGUUAGGAUUCAGAUGCACUGCCCGCUCCUCGCCCCGCCGCCCGUUCGGACGUGUUUCCCUUUGCUGUACGAGCUGACGGAGAUCAGCGAGUUGUCAUUAAAGAGAGUGGCUUCACCUUGCGCGUUCCUGGCCUUCACUGGGCAGCCGAGGACCCCCGGGGCUCCCAAUGCCGCCCCCGAUCACCUUUUUGUAUUACUUUUCCCCUCCUCUCCGUUUCUGUACCCCUUCGGUAAUUGCGGCGAUUCCCGGUUUGGUGCGAGCGUUAAUGUAUUUUUAAAAGCGAUUUAAAAGCU
Messenger RNA from Phasianus colchicus (ring-necked pheasant), 7271 nucleotides. It is a transcript of the gene NKX2-5, whose product is annotated as NK2 homeobox 5. The record is from RefSeq and is a predicted model, not a curated record. Gene Ontology annotation, molecular function: DNA-binding transcription factor activity, RNA polymerase II-specific; RNA polymerase II cis-regulatory region sequence-specific DNA binding. Lineage: Eukaryota; Metazoa; Chordata; Aves; Galliformes; Phasianidae. Gene Ontology annotation, biological process: cell differentiation; regulation of transcription by RNA polymerase II. Gene Ontology annotation, cellular component: nucleus.